AUGAGCCACGCCGUUUCUUGCUUGCUGCAUUGUGCAUGUGGUUUUCAAAUUCAAUAAAACACGUGUUGUCAAUUCUAAAAUUAUAAAAAUAUCACAGUAUUUUUAAAGUUACAUAGGUAGCCUAGUAUUUAUUGUAUAUAGCAUCGUAACUUUAAUAUAUUGCGACUAAUUGACAUAUAGCAAGCUCGGAAUACAGUGCAUUAAUUCAUAAUUUAUCCAAUAUGACUGAUGAAAACGUGGUAUCUGAAACCAAUGGAAAAGAAACGAAUAAAACAGAAAAUAAUACAGAGGAGGAAACUGAUUUGGAUAAAGCUAUCAUUAGACAAUUAGAAUAUUACUUUGGUGAUCUUAAUCUUCCCAGGGAUAAUUUUUUACGAGAACAAAUAAAACUUGAUGAUGGCUGGAUACCACUUGAAAUCCUCGGAAGAUUUAACCGCCUUGCCAAACUGUCUACUGAUACUGAUGUUAUUGCAAAAGCAAUUAGCAAGUCAACUUCUGGAUUAAUUGAGGUAUCCGAAGACAACAAGAAAAUACGUAGAAAUCCUGAGAUGCCAGUACCAGAAAUGAACGAGGAGAGACGUAAAGAGCUUACAUCAAGGACAAUCUAUGCAAAAGGAUUUCCUAAGGAUGCUUCACUUGAUGAUAUACUGAAAUACUUCAAACAGUUUGAGGAAGUAGAGAAUAUCAUCAUGAGGAAAUAUCAAGACCGACAAACAAAGAAACGCAUUUUUAAAGGAUCAGUUUUUGCUACAUUUAAGACAAAAGAACAGGCAGAAAAGUUUUUAGAUAACAAGGGCUUAAAAUACAAUGAUACUGAUCUUCUAAUACUGUGGCAAGAUAACUAUACGAAGCAAAAACAAGAAGAAUAUGCUGCUAAGAAGGAUUUUAAAAAGAAAGAUAAAAAACACAAAGGAAAAGAUGGUAAAGAGGAAAAGGAAGAAUUCACGUUACCCACAGGAACGGUGCUUCACUUCAGUCAGGGACAUGACAAAAUGACCAGAGAAGAUAUUAAAGAAGCUCUCACUCCUCUAGGUCAGGAAAUCGCAUAUGUCGAUUUUAAAGUAGGCGACGCUGAAGGAUGGGUGCGUUUAUCCAAAGAGAAUAGUGCUAAAGAUUUAACGGAAAAAUUAACUGAUGGCAAAGUCAAAAUUGGCGAAUCGGAUGUCGUAUUCCGUAUCCUGGAAGGUGAAGAAGAGAAAACAUAUUUAGAAAAAACUGUGGAACAAAUGUCGAAACGUCGCAAGAAUAUGAAGAAUUUCAAACAGAACAAAGGCAAGAACUUUAAGGGAAAACAAGGUAGAAAGAGAAAGUCGGAUCAUAACGACGACGGGCCCCCGGCCAAAAUAAAAAUUAGCGAUAGUUAAUAAACUUAAAAUAGUUUCGAAGAAUGUAUAUUUAAAGUUUUCUCUGUAUCUCUGUAGUCUUUUGUAUAAGCGUACAAAUAUUAAAAAUGACUUCAAAACACAUAAGAAAUAACAAAUAAACUGCCUAACUUGUUAGUAAAUAAGUUAGGUUUAGUAUAUAGACAAUUUAAGACCCCAUUAUGUGGAGCUAUGUCGCUAUUGUUAUAUAUUAACAAGAAUUACAUGAUUAAAAGUUAUAUUUUAUGA
Nymphalis io (European peacock) is the source of this 1610-nucleotide messenger RNA. It is a transcript of the gene La, whose product is annotated as la protein homolog. The record is from RefSeq and is a predicted model, not a curated record. The transcript has 6 exons. Lineage: Eukaryota; Metazoa; Arthropoda; Insecta; Lepidoptera; Nymphalidae. Bases 222 to 1364 code for a protein of 380 amino acids. Gene Ontology annotation, molecular function: RNA binding. Gene Ontology annotation, cellular component: cytoplasmic stress granule; ribonucleoprotein complex; cytosol. Gene Ontology annotation, biological process: RNA processing; positive regulation of translation.